Molecule: messenger RNA, 636 nt
Organism: Lithohypha guttulata
Lineage: Eukaryota; Fungi; Ascomycota; Eurotiomycetes; Chaetothyriales; Trichomeriaceae
Exons: 2
Coding region: 1-636 (211 amino acids)
Source: RefSeq, a predicted model, not a curated record
AUGUAUAACAUGUUCGAGGCUCAGGAUAUGGACACCUCUUUGGUCAGCUUGUUCUGUCUCGACCCGACGUUCUGGCUGCUCACUAUUACCACUGUCUCCAUCGUCCUGCCAUGGCUGUCUUUGCGCAAGGUCCGGCCACGAACCGAGCGUUUGUCUUCCCAUGCCGUGCGCUACUCGAUCAUCAUCUCCCGAGCCGGCGAUUGGACGGGCAAGAUUAUCGAUAAUCCACCCACCACGCUUUGGACUCGAGGUUCACCAGCCUGCGGCGUGCUGUACAUGGCAAAGAUGUUCCGCAAGAUUUUGUGUGUCGGUACUGGCUCGGGUAUUGCGCCUAUCCUAGGCUUACUCGUGAUACCCGGACUUCAAUUCAGAAUCUUGUGGUCGACACCUAGCCCAGAACAGACGUUUGGUGUUAACAUCAUCAGACGGGUUGUCAAGGCCGAUCCGAAGGCUGUCAUUCGGGAUACUAAACAUGAGGGCCGACCAGAUCUGAUCGCGCAGGCCAUGAGACUUUACGAAGAAGAGGGCGAUGUCGAGGCAGUUUUCGUAAUCAGUAACGCGAAAGUCACGGCUGAGGUGGUGUUCGGGUUGGAAGCAAGAGGAAUCCCUCCCUUUGCACCCAUCUUUGAUAGCUGA